Molecule: messenger RNA, 3169 nt
Organism: Morone saxatilis (striped sea-bass)
Lineage: Eukaryota; Metazoa; Chordata; Actinopteri; Moronidae
Gene: icmt
Product: isoprenylcysteine carboxyl methyltransferase
Exons: 5
Coding region: 26-901 (291 amino acids)
Biological process (GO): C-terminal protein methylation
Cellular component (GO): membrane; endoplasmic reticulum
Molecular function (GO): protein C-terminal S-isoprenylcysteine carboxyl O-methyltransferase activity
Source: RefSeq, a predicted model, not a curated record
GUUCCCUAACCCCAGUACUUCCAUCAUGGCAGGCAGUAAGUUGGUGCUAGAAGGUAGAGUAAGUAUAAACGCAUUUAUUUUAGGACUCAGCGUGGUUGUAAUCCCAUUGAUCAGAACCUGGUUUGGACAUCUUGACUGGGUCUUUGAUUAUCUGACGGAGACUGCCGGUAAAAUAGCGAUUUGUAUCCACAUUGCAGUUAUCAACGGCCUCUUGCUAAUCAUAUACAGGGGACCGCUAUACAAGGUUGCUGUAAGAGCCUGUUUUCUGGGAGUUACUUUUGGCUGUGGCUUAAUUAUAAGCUUCUCUGAAACCACUUGGACACAUUUUGGCUGGUAUAUGUGCUCCCUGUCAUUCUUCCAUUACUCUGAGUACCUGGUGACAGCCAUCAUCAACCCUCGCAGCCUGUCAUUGGACUCGUUCCUGCUCAACCACAGUGUGGAGUACACCCUGGCUGCUGUCUCAUCAUGGGUGGAGUUCACUGUAGAGAAGCUCACAGUUCCAGAGCUGAAGCAGCUAAACUGGUUGAGCUUCGUGGGUCUGCUCAUGGUGCUGUGUGGUGAGGGCCUGCGUAAGGCGGCCAUGUUGACAGCCGGCUCCAACUUCAACCACAUUGUCCAGAAUGAAAAGGCCCAGAGCCACGUGCUGGUCACCGACGGGGUCUACUCCUACUUCAGACACCCCUCCUAUGUGGGCUGGUUCUACUGGAGCACAGGAACACAGGUCCUGCUGUGUAACCCUGUGUGUAUAUUGGGCUACACGAUAGCCAGCUGGCGAUUCUUCCGGGAGCGAAUCGAGGAAGAAGAGCUCUCCCUCAUCCAUUUCUUUGCCGAGGACUAUGUGGAGUACAAGAAGAAGGUACCCACCGGGCUGCCCUUCAUCUCAGGCGUCCGUGUCAACUAGUUGCAGGAGCUAAAUGCUGGACAUAACAGACUUAAAGCACUAAAGCAGGUCAGACCUGGCGGGUGUGUAGCAACUGCCAUGGCGGCUGCCCUCCGGAGGGAAACCGUGCAGCUGGCUGAGAGCCUGUAGCUUACAGACAAAGACCGUAACAGCGGGGAUGGCGGCAGGCAGCUGGGCUGCUGUUUUUCUACCAACUUCCGAAAUCCAGUUAAAGACCAGAAAACCUCCACUGUACUACAUUUAUUUCAAUAACAUCCACUCCAUGUGUUUCUGUUGUGCUUCUGUUGGCAUGCUUUGACCAUGCAGUGGUUUCACUGACCUGUUGUAGAAUGAUACAGUGCUGGGCCCUUUGGUAUCAUAUCCACAGACUGUUAACCAUUUAGACCGUUUUCUGAAGUUGGAGUGAAUAUUUGAGUUUUAUAGAAACUUUUUUUUUUCUUCUUUAAAUUAUAAGAUUAUUAAUAUUUUCAAUAAGUUGCCAUCACUAUCUCUAAUUAAAUUAAACCAAUUUAAAACCUAACAAAUGGAUUAAUCAACUAAACUAAUUAAAACUUAUCCCAUGUAGUAGAGAUCCUCACAGGUCCACUCUGUUUCUAGUAUCCAAGACCCAUCCCUGGACAUGAGUUGAGCCCAUUCAAAUUGAUAUUCAUUGUAGUAAAGUUCUGGUACGCUCCCAUUCUAUUGCUGCAGGUCUCAGAUCUGUAUGUAUCAUCAUUACGAGGCUGAUGGAGAGAUUGAGUGAAAUGUGCAUGAUCUUUUUUUUAUGAAUAUAAUACAUUUGCUUUGAGUAGGUUGUCCACAGGUCUGUUUUAUGGUUUAUUUUAAGCAGUGUAUGAAUGAAUUUACGAAUCCAAACAUUGUGUGUUCCUUUAACAGUGUUCCUUUCCAAUACCCUUGAUUUUAAAGUUGCUAGCUCUUGAAAACAGUAUCAAAACAGUGGUAAAGGGGACAAUAAAUAACAUAAAUUUUUUUUAUUUAAGAAUUGUCCUUGAAAGUAUAGGUUUCUAUCAGGUUCUUUUAAGGCUGUUUAAAUUUAGUUAAUGAGGAAGCUCUUUCAUUUACAGGUGACUAAAUAUAAGGCUAAUAGUGGCUGAUUUUUGCCUAAUCCUGAUAUCCACUUCCUCAUUGUGCACUCAGGCUAAACACUUAAGUCACAAAUCACAACAUAAGUUUGAAUAAAACUUUGUCAGGUGGUUUUUCAAAGAGUUGGAUUACAAAAUUGUGUAAAGUGACCAUUGUGUUUUAUGUUUCUCUUUCAAUUAAUUGAGACAUGUUUGUGUAUACAAGGGCAUGUGGCAUGACGGAUGAUUAAAAGUUGUGUAUCACCGAAGAAGAGUUGGGUUCAAGUCCUGCGGCCAUAUUACAGAAACUUCCUAUCUUAAGUCUCCAUUUAAGAUAGGAAGAGUCUUUUUCCGCAUUUGGUAUCGCAGAAGCUAGGGCUGUUCAUUUCCCUCCUGUACUUGCCUGAAUCUGCUGUGUCUUCAUCUCUGGAGUCAGAGCCCUGGUUGGAGCCAGCUCAAUCAGCAGGCCUUCAAGCUCUCAGUCCUGGUGCAGGCAGCUAAAAGGACCGCCAAUUAGCUAGUGGCAGCAGCUAGUACAGUUAGCAUAUGCAACAGUGCACCAGUAAGUGACUCCCUGUUUUACAAGAGAAAAGGUCCAUGUUCAAACAAUCCCCUGAUACUUCCCGCUCACAAGACGCAGCUCCCGAACACAUUUUGGCAUUGUUUUGUUUUUCUGCAACUAGCUGACCAAUGAAAACUAUUAGGGCACACCCCUAACAGAAAAAGAUCCUAACUAACUUGAGAAUUUUACUUCAUGCUAUCAUAUCUAGGGUUAAAAAAUCCCAAAUACUCAAUCUGACAUUGUUUAUUAACUUUUUGUCUGUUGCCUAGAAACUGAUGCUACUUCUCUCAUCUUGCCAAGCUAAACCACUUUGUAACUGUUUGGUUUUCUCAUUGAAAUAUACUGAAACACAGAUUGAAACAUACAAAAAAUGAAGCAAAAACAACAGGAACUUCUUAAAUAGGGAUAUGAACAUUGACUAAUCAGUAAUGGCUUUUAUGCUAAAUUAGGUCCUAACUCUUAAUUACCAUUCAAUAUAAGAUCUGCAAGUUAGAAAAGAGUAGUUAGAAAGUUUCUGUAAUCCGGCCCCUUAUCAUCAUUAGUGUGGAAAAGGAAGUGUUAACUCACUGUGUUAUAGCCUCUUUUGUGUUUUUUGUUUUUGUUCUCGAUUUAAUAUAUAAAUUAUUGUUUUGUGAUGAGUCAUCA